GAGAGCCGCCAGGCUCGCGUGCGCACCGCCAAAGCAUGUCGCUUGUGCAAUGAGAAGCGUGUAAAGUGCGAUGCUAGCGAGCGCGGAACGCCUUGUACUCGAUGCGAGCAGAGGGGAGAAUCCAAUUGCACAUUAAUACAGUCUCGAAGAGGUAUUUAUGUCCGGAAGCCACGACGCCAACAAGCACGCGCUCGCAGUACAGCGGUUGAGUCGAGUAGACCUCCCCUCAACGGUGAUUCGGACGGUGUAAGGAGUCUCUCAGCAUCGGAAGAGCCCAAUGUCCGGAUCCCUGCUCCAGCAAUAGAGGCUCAACAUGCCCGCUCUUGCACAGCUCCGGCUAGUGUGCAGCCUCAACAUGACAUGCUUUCUGGAGCCACCGAUGUCAGUAUCGACUCGAGACACCGUGACGCGAGCUGGUCGACAGUUUUUGAGAACCUGCUCCAGUCUCGUGAUCAUAGAGACAGAGACGCCAUCGUCGACAAAUGUUCGAUUGCGUAUGUUGGAGAAGCUUUCCCUCUCGGUAUCAUUCUAGAUGGUUCGAGAAGUGGCACUGGACGUCCCUUGCUUCAUCAUUCUGGGCCUGCCCCUACCUCUGGUGCGCCUAUUUUGUCAUCUCAUACAGCUCAUCCUCCUGGUGUACCUCCGGAAGACAUCUCAUUCCUCGAAGCUAAACAGGCCUUCAUGGCACCUCCUGACGAAACACUGGACAUGCUCAUCACGGUCUUCAUGGAGCGAGUGUUCCCUUUCUAUCCGAUCGUCAAUCCGCAAGAAUUCCUUCAGCAUCACAAAGAGCGGAAGCUACCAUGGAUACUUCUACACUCUAUAUGCUUUCUGGCUGCCACGUUCUGUCCUCUGCGGAUUCUGCAUCGAGCCGGAUUCGAUGACAGGAAACAAGCACGGUCUCAAUUUUACAGCAAAGCCAAGGCGCUCUUUGACAUAGGCUACGACAGCAGAAAGAUUGUUACACUUCAAGUAGCGAUCAUGUUGAGCUUCUGGGGCGGCAGCCCGAACAACCAUUGGAACUUCUACACUUGGAUAUCUACUGGAGUUACAAUUGCUGAGACUAUUGGCUGUCAUAGGUCCAUGGCUGGACUCAACAUUGCACCUCAGGACCGGAGCCUCCUGAAAAGGUUGUGGUGGACUCUGGUUGUGAGGGAUGCCACUUGCGCAUCGAUGCAUGGACGCCCGUUCAGAAUCAACCUCGACCAUUGCGAUAUCGAUGAGUUGGCAUUGGAAGAUUUCGACUACGAGGUCUCAUCCGUGCCCGACCGCCUCUUAUCUGAUAAUGUUCGCCUUUCAGGCUUGUACCACAUCCAAGUAGCUAAGCUGGCGCUCCUGCUUCGUCAGAUUGUCACGAUGCGCUUCUAUCCACGGAGUCAGGACGCGAACUCACCCUCGAUAUUGCAUGAGCUGCUAUUGCUUUGGCGAAACGAACUGCCGGCCUCCCUCCAAUGGAAAGACAAUGACAGCACGCAUACGGAUGUGUUUCGGACGACACUCUGCAUAUUGUACAACCAUAACGUCAUCCUGACACACAUCAAACCGGAGUUUGCAGCGGACAAUAGCAAUGCGCUCUCACCCUCGUCCUGGCUUGGUGAUGAAGUCGCCAGUCUUUCAGCACAACAAAUUGCGUCCCUCGCAUGUUCCAUGGUCACGACUUCCGAGGAGCUUUUCCCUCCACAUGAGCUGUUUCACGGUCUCUUUAUCGCAUGUGUCGUCUUCUUCGUUCAGUCCAGAAGCCGCAGUUCGAUGACAGCAAGUUUGGGUAAGUCUGCUCUUACCAGCUGUAAGAUGGCCCUUCAUAUCCAUCGCGAAACGUGGGAUGCCAGCUCAUGGAUCACUCAAAUCUUUGAC
Macroventuria anomochaeta is the source of this 1854-nucleotide messenger RNA. RefSeq lists its product as uncharacterized. Gene Ontology annotation, molecular function: DNA binding; DNA-binding transcription factor activity, RNA polymerase II-specific; zinc ion binding. NCBI's taxonomy places the organism in Eukaryota, Fungi, Ascomycota, Dothideomycetes, Pleosporales, Didymellaceae. Gene Ontology annotation, biological process: DNA-templated transcription; regulation of DNA-templated transcription. The annotation marks the transcript as partial. The transcript has a single exon. The record is from RefSeq and is a predicted model, not a curated record.